CGACCCAAACUUCGAAAUCCUGGAGAAUCGGAUUUCGCGGUGUUUCAGGAAAAUCGACGAUUGGAUUGUGUAUGUGGUUAAACCAACGGAUUACCCAAAUUAUUCACGACCUCCAAGUUUUAAAGUACUAUGACUAAUUGACCGUUUAUUUGGUGCUGGAGGAGCGUACAUUGAUCAUUGGUCGAUUGAUAUUUUACAAGUCCGAUAGUCAAGUGUAGAUGGGUCGCUGGCUCAUGUUCUGUUCAGCGAGCAGCAUUUUGUCAAAGUGGCAACAUGUUUGUGAAGAAUAUUCAAGGCACAGGAGAGACUGCUAUGAAUGUUGACUGCCCGCUACAGGCCAGUCUUAAAAGAUCCAGCAGUGCUCCAAUGAUCAACGAAAUCAGUGCUACGAUGUCGGUUACUUCGCCUUCUACUACGGCUCCACCUAGGGAUGCCGUUACGUCAUUUAAUGGGUUCUCAAGUAUACCUAGAGCAAGAAGAUUUAGUACAAGUAGUCCAGGCAAUGUUAUUGGGAUAGGAAUUGGUCCUAAAUUAACACCAAGAGUUAACCAAUUGAGACGAGAAGAAUGUAUCGAUGUAGUGGCAGGACGAGAAGUGGCACACGAGAAGGAAAUUCACAGUGCAAUGCAGAUCUCCCAAUCGUGGGAAGAUUUGACUUUUGAAACGGAAGGACUGUCGUUUAAAGACUCCUCAACGGAGUCGUCGCCUUUGCCAAAUUUACCAACAACAGCGCCUACAUUAUUACCACAAUUAAAAACCGAUAAACAAUUAAUUCCUAAAAAGAUCUUUGAUCCGCUAAACUUAAAUCUAUCACCUAGUGGCUCUCCGUCAUGUUCUUCACCCUCUCCCACGAGAUCAGGCUUAGGUCAACGACAGUGUUAUUCACCCAGCUUACAUGCAGUCGCAUGGAAAAAUGGUUCGCUAUCGCCUAGUCCAACGAGAAAAGCAUUUGCCACAAGACGGAGCUUGAGCCCGAUAUCAAUUCGUCCGAGUUGUCUUGGGGGCACUGCGGGAACAUUAAAACGAAAAUUUGAGCUUGACGAGUCUAUAGGAAUGGAUCGUCUCUUACAGCCACCCAUCAAACGUGCUUUUAAUUUAAUAAUGUCUUAUCCAUCCAGGGCAGAAACAACACUGAAUUUGUUUUCGACGGUAAAUGCCAAUAGUACUGGCUCCAUUGGCACCCCUGAAUCACUGUCCAGCGCGGACUCCCCGAACUUCUCGAAUCAAUUGGGAGACGAGAACAGCCCUUCGUCCAGUCGUACCCUUUUACAGAGCGACGAUGCGAGCAUGUCAGAUAGCAAUAGUGAUCCACAGCAACCAAAAUCAAUGGAGUCUGACGUAUCAAAUAUUCAGGAAAAUCCCUGUGGAAAUGACAAUAGGUGAACAAUUGCCGCUACGAGACAUGUAUGCGUACCGUACCCUAAAAGCUUAUUUUCUUCGUUAAAUAAAACUUGUUCGAAGAAAUGUGC
Molecule: messenger RNA, 1469 nt
Organism: Ceratosolen solmsi marchali
Lineage: Eukaryota; Metazoa; Arthropoda; Insecta; Hymenoptera; Agaonidae
Product: protein FAM122A
Exons: 5
Coding region: 274-1383 (369 amino acids)
Molecular function (GO): protein serine/threonine phosphatase inhibitor activity
Source: RefSeq, a predicted model, not a curated record